Molecule: messenger RNA, 702 nt
Organism: Hevea brasiliensis (rubber tree)
Lineage: Eukaryota; Viridiplantae; Streptophyta; Magnoliopsida; Malpighiales; Euphorbiaceae
Exons: 2
Source: RefSeq, a predicted model, not a curated record
CGGUCUGAAAUCAUUAAAAGUUUGGGAGCCCCACCUGGAUUGCCACUUGGACUUCGUUCAAAAACCCGAGUUUUCCCGAACGUUCUCACUCUGCAUUUCAGUCUCUCCUCAUCAUCUCGAAGCACUGCAGUUCUGAUCCGUUCUGUAAGAACAAGGAUAACCAUUGCAGGUACCGUCGCUACUUCAACUCCAAAGAAACAAAAGAACAAUGAUUCGGGAGAAGGGAGGCGAGUUUUGAAUGAAAAGACAGAUCCUAUUGCUGCCUUCAGCAGACCACCUUCACUCCCACCUGUUCUUGGACCGCUGGUGGCUCUCUCAUUGUUCGAAAUGUGGUCAAGCCAUGAUGGUGAUGAUGACUGAUUGACAAUGCAAAGCCAUAUCUACCGUUUAUGUACGUAAGGAUCUUUGUAGUGUUUCCUGCCUGAUGUAUUUCUUUGAAAUGUUGAUUAGCAUGCUUAUAGCAAUGAUAAACAGUCGAGCCAUGAAAUCCCAAAUUCUGAUUCUGAUGUAGCCUGCUGGAAGUGGAUGGAUAAUAGUUGUCAAGAGUCUAGGGUAAAUCUUCAUUAAAAACUGUACUAUGGCAUGAUGACUCUUUAGGAAUCCUGCAGAAAAGAAAGAAUGACGUAGUAUUGUCAUACUAUGAGUUUUGUAGUGGAUGCUGUUUGGUUAAGUUUUAAUGAAUGUUAGCUUACAUUCUGCAAA